This is a messenger RNA of Drosophila busckii, 1645 nucleotides long. RefSeq lists its product as uncharacterized. Bases 1 to 681 code for a protein of 226 amino acids. The transcript is spliced from 5 exons. Gene Ontology annotation, cellular component: neuron projection. Gene Ontology annotation, biological process: G protein-coupled receptor signaling pathway. The record is from RefSeq and is a predicted model, not a curated record. NCBI's taxonomy places the organism in Eukaryota, Metazoa, Arthropoda, Insecta, Diptera, Drosophilidae.
AUGUUGACGACACAUCAUCUGCAUCAUUUGCAUCAUCAUCGCGGCAGCACGGCUAUCGAAUUGGACAAAAUAACCAAUUUAAAUACGCUCAUUGUGGAAAUCAACAGUCAUGUGGCUUUAUUUCGCGAUAUGCUGAUACAUGUGGGUCAGUCCAAGGACUGCCCGGAGCUGCGCGAAAAGAUACGCAAGCUGCGACGCACCUGUGUCGAGGCAUUCAAGCAUACCGCACAGAUACUUAUGCCGCAGGUCAAGAGCGCCCUGGCCGAUGGCAUACUUACGGACAACCCGCACUUGGUGCUGCUCUUCUAUAUGGCGCAGUUAUUUCUACGUGAACUCGUGAAAAGUUAUCGGCUCAUACAAGUGGUGCCCAUGGAUAUGUCCGGCUAUUAUGAGAAUCGUGCUGGACCCUCAAAUCUCGGAAAUGUUAUAAGCCAAAUACUGUUGUGCAAGCAAAUAACGCCUGAUUUCAAUGAGGAGGAAUUAUGCAGCAUUACAAAAGACUCGCAGGACAUUGCCAUGCUGCUAUCCGAGAUGCAGGAGUAUAUGCCACAGCAUGAAGCGUACUUGGAACGCAACGCCGCUUUGGAUACAAAUGGACCCUGGCAGGCAAAAAGACGCCAGAAUUAUAUAUGCAAGAACAUGAGCCUGCUCUGCUGUGUCUCCAGGCCCAACUAUCUUUGAGACACGCUCGACAAUGUUUAAUGUUCACACAUUACACACACACCCACACACAUACGUACACGGACACACAUUCACACACUACUUAUAUCAAUUACUAGCGUUUAAGUUAAGCCUAUAUGCAACUACCUAGACUCUAGUGUCGAGCAACUACAACCACAACUCAAUUAGCAUUGUAACAUAAUCAAAGGUCAAAGGUCUCGUAUUUACAUUUACAUAUUUUCAAUAUAUAUAUUGUAGAACUUUAGGUCUAAUGUGUAUAAUCAAAGUUAGUUAUGCUGCAUAAACAAUAUUAAAAUAAUUGCGUUUUAAGCUCAAAGUAAACUACAAGCUAUCAAAUUAUAGCUUAAAGCGCAAGCUGGAAUGCUAAUGACACAAAAUCAUACUUGAGUAUUUAAUUCAAAUUUAUGGCUGAGUUAAAAAUUUUAAUGUUUAUUUCUGUUUGCAAAUGGAUUUUGAAUAAAUAUUAGUUUCCUUGUCAUUUAUAAAAGCCAUAUUAUAUUUAUUUUAAAAUUUUCUGUAAAUUAGCGCAACUAUAUAGAGCCAACAAUUAUAACAAAGCAGGCGCUCGCAAUUAAGAAAUUUAAUAGCCAAUUGCUAAUUUUCGAGCGUGCACGUAAUUUUUAUGCUAAUCAAUACUAUACAUAUAUGUAUUUAUAUAUACACCCCUGAGUUAACAUUUAGAUUAGAGAAAGACAGUUGACAUUAGUAAACACUUGUUGGGAGCAAAAUGGCAAAAUGUUAGUCAUAGUCGCAUAUGAGAUACUAGGCAAGGUAAUUAAGUUAAAAGCCCCGGCCACUGAGUCAGGGGCAUGUGUUAGAAGUAAAAGCAAUAAAACAAAAUGUUGUUAACUCACACACACACACACACAAACAAACACACACGCACACUCAUUACAAAUGUGCUUUGGUUUCUUCUGUGUAUUUUUUAAAGAUAACAAUGUUGAACAGUGCGCAGUACCUAAAA